Cheilinus undulatus (humphead wrasse) is the source of this 1488-nucleotide messenger RNA. RefSeq names its product UDP-glucuronosyltransferase 2B13-like. The coding region runs from base 16 to 1488 and encodes 490 amino acids. The record is from RefSeq and is a predicted model, not a curated record. The transcript has a single exon. NCBI's taxonomy places the organism in Eukaryota, Metazoa, Chordata, Actinopteri, Labriformes, Labridae. Gene Ontology annotation, molecular function: UDP-glycosyltransferase activity.
AGCCACUGGGUGAAUAUGGACAUUAUGAUCAAAGCUCUGCACUCUGAAGGUCACUCAGUGGAUGUGGUCCGGACAAAUCAAAGCUGGUACAUUCAGGACGGCUUCCAACACUACAAAACAAUUACUGUUCCUGUCGUUGAAGCUUUCAACCAUGACUUCAUCAAACCGAUCUUAGAGAAGAUCAUUGCCAUUGAGAGGGGGGAGAGCUCAUUUUUAAGCUUUGCAAGUUUGCAACUGGAGAUGUUUGAUGCCAUGUUUAACAUGCAUAGAAUAAUCACCAACAUGGCUAGGAGCAUGUUAAAAGAUGAAGAUUUAAUGAACAGAUUAAAGGAGCAUGACUAUGACUUGGUCUUCACUGAUCCUGCAUGGGGUGCAGGUAUAAUCUUGGCUCAUGCUCUGAAGCUUCCCCUGGUUUAUAACGUGCGAUGGAUAACAAGUGGAGAGGGACAUUUGGCCAUCGCACCUUCUCCUUUAUCUUACAUCCCUCUGACUGGAUCAGGCCUGUCAGACAAAAUGAGCUUCAUACAAAGAUUUCAAAACCUUUUAUUCUAUUUCAUUUGGCAAGCUCAGGAUGCAUUCCUAAUUAACCCACAGUACCAGGCUGUUUGCGACGAGGUCUUUGGCCCUCAAGUCAGAUACAGACACUUAUUACAGGGAGCAGAUUUGUGGCUCAUGAGGGCAGACUUUGUCUUUGAAUUCCCUCGUCCCACCAUGCCUAAUGUCAUCUAUGUUGGAGGUUUCCAGUGUAAGCCUGCAAAACCUCUUCCUGAAGACCUGGAGGAGUUUGUGCAGAGUUCUGGAGAGCAUGGAGUCAUCAUCAUGUCUCUUGGGACUUUUGUGAGUGAACUUCCUGCCGACAUGACUAGCAAGAUUGCUGCAGCUUUUGCUAAGGUCCCUCAGAAAGUCAUCUGGAGACAUAAAGGCAACAAACCAGCCAAUCUGGGCAACAACACUCUGCUGGUGGACUGGAUGCCACAGAAUGAUCUUUUAGGACAUCCACAGAUAAAACUCUUUGUGGCUCAUGGAGGAACAAACGGACUUCAAGAAGCUAUCUAUCAUGGAGUUCCAGUUGUGGGUCUUCCUGUAUUUUUUGACCAAUAUGACAACCUGCUGCGCCUCAAAGAGAGAGGAGCAGCAAAGAUUCUCACAUUAGCCACUGUAGACAAAGAUGAAAACUUUUUAUUGACCCUGAAAGAGGUCCUGUCUGACCCCUCCUACAGGAUGAACAUGCAGAGACUCUCCAGACUGCACAGAGAUACUCCCAUGAAACCUAUGGACAGCGCCCUCUUCUGGAUAGACUUUGUCAUGAGACACAAAGGUGCAGCUCACCUGAGAACAGAGUCCUAUAAGAUGCCCUGGUAUUCCUACCACUCCUUUGAUGUAAUCUUAUUCCUGUCAGGAGUUCUGCUUGUUUUAUUACUACCAGUAUUUAUGUUGAUCAGAUGUUUAUGCACUGCUGUGAGUAAAAAUAAAGUAAAGCGUGACUGA